Geosmithia morbida is the source of this 1599-nucleotide messenger RNA. RefSeq names its product X8 domain. The coding region runs from base 1 to 1599 and encodes 532 amino acids. The transcript has a single exon. Gene Ontology annotation, molecular function: 1,3-beta-glucanosyltransferase activity. NCBI's taxonomy places the organism in Eukaryota, Fungi, Ascomycota, Sordariomycetes, Hypocreales, Bionectriaceae. The record is from RefSeq and is a predicted model, not a curated record. Gene Ontology annotation, cellular component: cytoplasm; fungal-type cell wall. Gene Ontology annotation, biological process: fungal-type cell wall (1->3)-beta-D-glucan biosynthetic process.
AUGCUCAGCAAGCUCGCAACGCUCGCCCUGGCGGGCACGGCGGCGGCCCUCCCUGCCAUCCACAUCACGGGUCAGAAGUUCUUCUACGAGAACGGCACCCAGUUCUUCAUCAAGGGUAUCGCCUACCAGCAGGACACGGCCGCCAUAAGCGACUCCACCGGCGACUCCAAGGGCUACAUUGACCCCCUCGCCGAUGCCGACAACUGCAAGCGUGACGUGCCCCUCCUCCAAGAGCUCGGCAUCAACACCAUCCGCACCUACGCCAUCGACCCCACGGCCGAUCACACUGAGUGCAUGAAGCUCCUCGAGGACGCCGGCAUCUACAUCAUCUCCGACUUGUCGCAGCCCGAGCUGUCCAUCCUGCGCGACGACCCCAAGUGGACCGUCGAGCACUUUGACCGCUACAAGGCUGUCGUCGACGAGCUCGCCCAGUAUGACAACAUCAUCGGCUUCUUCGCCGGAAACGAGGUAUCGGACGCCAACAACAACACCGAGGCCUCGGCCUUUGUCAAGGCCGCCCUCCGCGACACCAAGCAGUACAUCGAUGACAAGGACUACAACCUAGGUGUCGGCUACGCCACCAACGACCACCCGGACAUCCGUGACGACAUCGCCACCUACUUCAACUGCGGCGAUGAUGACGAGGCCACCGACUUCUGGGGCUACAACAUCUACUCGUGGUGCGGCGAGUCCACCAUGGAGAAGUCCGGCUACUCUGACUGGGUCGACUUCUACAAGGACUACAACGUGCCCGUCUUCUUUGCCGAGUACGGCUGCAACAACCCCGGUGGUGCCGCGAACCGCAAGUUCCAGGAGACCGGCGCCCUCUUCUCCGACGAGAUGACCGGCGUCUUCAGCGGCGGCCUCGUCUACAUGUACUUUCAGGAGGACAAUGACUACGGUGUCGUUGAGGUAAAGAACGACAAGGUCACCAAGAUGAAGGACUUUGACGCCCUCAAGAAGGCCCACGCCGCCGCCGACCCCAAGGGCGUCACCGAGGACGAGUACGAUGGCGCCCACAAGCGCGAGACCUGCCCCGCCAUCUCCAAGUACUGGAAGGCCAACUCGGUCCUCCCCCCGACCCCCGACUCCGAGCUCUGCGAGUGCGCCGUCGCCGCCUCCGAGUGCGGUGUCGCCAAGGGCACUGACGAGGAGGAGUUUGGUGACGUCUUUGCCUACAUCUGCGGCAACACCGAUCUGUGCCACGCCAUCAACGCCAACGGCACCACCGGUGUCUACGGUGCCUACUCCAUGUGCAACCCCAGCCAGCAGCUCUCCAUCCUCCUCGGCAUGUACUACGACUCCCAGAAUGGCGCCUCCGACGCCUGCGACUUUGACGGCGUCGCCACCACCAAGACCGCCAACGCCGCCAGCACUUGUGACAAGGCUCUCGCCUCCGCCACCGCCCACAACGAGAAGGUCGCCACCGCUACCAGCGCCGUCGACGCCUCCACCGAUGACGACACCGACGACGAUGUCGACACUGACGACACUGACGCUGACGACGCUGACUCUGCCGCCACCAUGGCUGGUGCCUUCUCCGUCGCCGCCUACAUGGCUCUUGCCAUCAGUGCUGGUGCUGCCAUGAUUGCCCUGUAA